Molecule: messenger RNA, 2757 nt
Organism: Oryzias latipes (Japanese medaka)
Lineage: Eukaryota; Metazoa; Chordata; Actinopteri; Beloniformes; Adrianichthyidae
Product: interleukin-12 subunit alpha-like
Biological process (GO): immune response
Cellular component (GO): extracellular region
Molecular function (GO): interleukin-12 receptor binding; growth factor activity
Source: RefSeq, a predicted model, not a curated record
ACCACGAAAGGGAUAAAACGCUAGAAAAUGAAUGAAUGAAAAAUGAAUGAAUGAAAAUUACCCAUUUUAACUGUCAGUUUACAUAAUCGGUGGCAGCAGAAUUAAGGUCUUCACAAAGAAUUACUUUGGAGUCAUGUUUUCCAUUGCACCUGUUAAAAUCGAUAUUUGAGUUAAAGUUUAUUGUUUUUUUAUGCAGUGCUGAAGACAUGUUUAGACCUUGGUGUAAGCUCAAAACUCAUAAUAAUGUUCCACUUCAUUUUUAUUUGAAAUAUGAAAGAUUUAUUGUAGUCAUUGCUGUAAAGCUCGACUUUACCUUUGCUUACUUCAGGUCAAACAAAUAGCCCUUUGUUACCCUUUUGUGUUUGUGUGUGUUCAUUUCAGUUUCACUCAAGGAUUCAGUGAUUGUGGGAGAAAAGGAAAAUCACACAGCUCUGACUGUCCACUUUCAGUUUAAGGUUUGGUUGUCACCUCAGUGCUAUACCCGAGGGGAAAUCCCUGCAUCACUAUGGGUAUAUAACAUUUUGGGAUGACAGAGCAGAGCCAGACUGAAUCUGAUUCUACAACUGCUGACAAGAUGCAUCUGUUCAAGCUUUACUCUGCUCCUGCGCUGCUGCUGCUGAUGCUUAGCUUGCCAGUGUGGCAGAUCAGCGAGUCCCUACCAGUGAUGAGCACGACACCAAUGAACGACUCCUGUGUAAAUUCUGCAAGGAUGCUUUUGAAAAACAUCACUCAGGCUCUAACACAGACAGAGCUCUUUACGGGAAUCAACUGCACAGAGCAGAACAUGGAGCUGAACACCAACACAAACACACCGUAUGUGUGUGCACCAAAGGAGGCAACAUGUUUGGGAAAAACCAAAGUAGACUUUAAUCAGGAAUCCUGUUUGUCAAACAUUUGGAGGGAUCUGAGCCAUUACUACAAAUUCUUCACGGCCCAGCCAGAUCUCCUCCGUGUCCCAACUGUUAUCCACAGCCUCAGAAAACUGAUGGAGAACUGCUUUGUGGAGUCUUUGCCUACAAACCUGACGCAAAAUGAGGCUCCUGUGAACCAUGCGAGCACCUACAGUGAAAGGUUAAAUCUCUGCAAAACCCUGAGAGGUUUCCAAGUCAGGACCAUCACAGUCAGCCGCGCCAUCAGCUACAUGAGCUCUGGUGAACACACUAAAUAAAUCCUCACCGAGCUCCAACACAGGACAGUUCAUCAAGCUUCAGAACAAAGCAAAUUCUUGGAUCCUAUAAAAACAGGGGAUGUGAGAUUGGGUGGAAAAUGCAAAAACACUGUGAAAUGCACCAAAUGUUAUUAUUUUUUUAGGGCAAAUAUUUAUUAAUCUGUGUGAAAAUUAGAUCUUACAUCGAAACGAUGGGGAAGAGUAUUUUUCAAAGAAAUAUAUUUACAAAGUAUGUGCUUUUUAUUUAUUACAUUUAUUUAUUUGUAUGCUAUUUAUUGUAAUGUCGUUAUCAACUUGGUUCUGAAAAUCAUAAAAUAAAGAUUUUGCUGAUUCAAAGUUUUGAUUUUCUAGUAUUUAUGACAAAUUGUGCUUGAAUAAUUCCUAUGACAGAUAAAAAAAGAAAAGAAUCUGACAUUUCUAUAGUGAAAAGCCAAGAUCAAAUGACUGCACAUGUGUGUAACUCAUAGGAACAUCUAAGUUAACUUGCAUAAAUGUAGUGUUUGCUUUCUCUCCACUUGGAAAGUCCAACACAUUAAAGAUCAACUAACAAUCACUGACCUUUUGGGCCAAUAGAAAGUCUUAUGCGAAAGGAGGUCAAAAUGGGUCAUUGAGGUUCGAGUCUAAAAAUUGCACAAAUGUUUUGUGAUCAGUCAUCUGGUGCAAACAUUUUCUUAAUCCUUUGAUUGUGUCUUUUACUGGAAAAUGAAAUAAAAAAGGUCUGAUAUGAAAAGAUGACAGAGAUAAAAAUGACACAGAAUCUAAGAAUCAAGCUAUCUUUCUUCCCAACAAAAUUGAGCUUAGAAAGACAGAAAAGAUGCUCUUUCUUAUCAUUAAUCAGGUUAUUAGCUUCCUGUGCUGCCUUAGUUUCACUUUGUACAGAUUUCCUGUCAAGUGGAAAUGAUCUAACAUUUUGUGACCUCUAUGGUUGAGAAAGACCCAAACCACAGAAAACACAUUACAAGGUGCCAGUCAAAAUAGAAUGAGCAUGGAAUUUUAUUUUGAGGCAUUAAAACAUAAAUAGAAAAAAGAAAAAAAUAGAUUUGUUAAUGUCAUUGGGAAAAGAUGAUUGAGAUGUGUGUAAGAAUUAAUUCUCCCUUUCCCCAUAAAAACACUUUAUUUUUAUUCAUUGACUGUUCUGAGAUGUUGUCUUUCAGUGCUUUUUGUUUUGAAAUGUAAACAUUUAAGCGAGUGGCUUGUAUUUUUGUAUUUGUAUUUGAGCCUGGCAGUAUUUCCUCUGUUGCUGGAGGUAAUGGACAUUUUUUCCUCUGUAUAAAAGAACAAAAUCAAUAUAUAAAAUAUGUCCGCUCUCUAAACAAUCCUUAUUAAAAACAAUAAAAUCUUUGCAAUCAUCUUUUGACUUUGUGUCUCCACAACAUACUUUUCAAUCUAUAAACAUCUGAGGUCGUCACGCAGCAAAUAAUUCUACCUUUAAAAUGAAAACCAUAGCUAAGGAAGUUUUAUUUGCCAUUUAGUACAUUUUCUAUUAUCCGUCCAAUUAGCGGUAAAUAGUUCUUGCAAAAUAAAGAAAAGAAAAUGUUUUUUGGCUCCAAAGCCUCCUUUAAUGUGCUCCAUUAUGUCACACAUUUACC